AUGCAUAUAACCGAGAGGACUUUGUUAUUGAAUCAUCCAAGUGAAACAAAUGCAGCUAAUGGACUUUCGCUGUGUUUUGCUAUUGUUUGCAUUGUAGAUGUUUUCGGAGUAUUUCCAAUAGUAACUUUACCGAAAGCGAUUAUAGACUGUGGAUAUUAUGGUAUUCUGCUCGUAAUAAUAGUUUGUUCCUCGCAAAUCUAUACAGCUAUCUUACUGGGGAAAUGUUGGCUUAUAGCAGAAGAAAUAGACCCUGCGAUGAGUAACAGGAAUCGUUAUCCGUAUUUGGCGUUGGCUCAAAUAACAUAUGGCAAAUGUUUGUCUAACAUUGUAACAUUUCUGCUGGACUUAACAAUUUUUGGAGGAGGAAUACCAAAUUUGAUUGUUGCUUCUCGUACCCUAGAACUACUCGGUUUACGAAUAACUGACCAUAAUUUCGAUAUACCCUAUUGCUACUGGAUGAUUAUUCUGGGUGCAGCUUUGUGUCCGAUACUUUGGCUUGGAAGCCCCAAAGAUAUGAAAUGUGUAUGUUCAUUAUCCGUUUUCAUGGUUAUAAGUGUAUUUAUUCUGGUAACUGGUUGCUUAUUAUUUAGUACUAACUCAAACAGAACUGCAACUGGCACAGAUCAAAACCUAGAAGACAUUAUACCAAAAGAAAUUCCACUCUGGAAAUCCAUGCUAACGGGUUAUGGCAUUAUAGCAUUUCAGUUUGAUAUCCAUCCGACGAUUUUAACAAUACAAAUGGACAUGAAUGAUAAAAUGAAACUGCCUAGAGCUGUUAUUGGCGCUUUUGCAGCAAGCUUAUGCAUGUGUGGUAUAACCACCAUAUUAUCUUCCAUAAAAUAUGGAACCAAUACAGAAUCAAGUAUUUUGGAGACAUUACCAACAACAAUCCCAUUAGAAAUCACUGCAGGUUUGACAGCCCUUCAAUUAUAUCUGACAUCAGUAGUUAGCAACAAUGCUCUUUAUCAGCAUUUGGAAGACUGCCUCAGCAUUUCCAGAGAUUUCAACCCUAAAAGGUGUGCUCUAAGAACCAUUUUGCUAAUAUUAGCAGUAGUUAUAGCCCAAGCUGUUCCAAGUUUUGAUUUGGUUAUGUCGACCAUAGGUGGAACCCUAAUUGGACCUCUUGUAUUCAUUUUACCACCACUAUUUUACUUAAAAAUGUUAUCCUUACAAACUGAUCACGAACAGGAACUCACCAUGGAAUCUUUGGAACCUCUUACAAACAUAGUAUAUGACAAGGAUACUAAUUCAAAAAGUUUGCAAGAAUACAGAGAACACCCCUUUAAAAAAGAUAUUAAUCUUUCAUUAAAAUUAGCUCAGACUAACUCCAAACAACUUUUCAACAAAUAUUUUGUAAGAGGUGUGUGUCUGCUGAUAAUAAUUGUUUAUUCCAUUGUUACUACUGUUACCACUUAUUUAAAUUUUAAGAGUGCAACUUUGUCGUAUAGUAACUACACGAAACCUUGUAUUUAUAAUAUAUCUACAGCAUUACUAUACUUAUAA
Messenger RNA from Anoplophora glabripennis (Asian longhorned beetle), 1503 nucleotides. RefSeq names its product sodium-coupled neutral amino acid transporter 5-like. The record is from RefSeq and is a predicted model, not a curated record. The transcript is spliced from 6 exons. NCBI's taxonomy places the organism in Eukaryota, Metazoa, Arthropoda, Insecta, Coleoptera, Cerambycidae. The coding region runs from base 1 to 1503 and encodes 500 amino acids.